Molecule: messenger RNA, 327 nt
Organism: Miscanthus lutarioriparius
Lineage: Eukaryota; Viridiplantae; Streptophyta; Magnoliopsida; Poales; Poaceae
Source: the annotation of a GenBank genome assembly
AUGGGAUGCGCCAUCAUCAUCUCGGAGCCCAGCGUGCUGCAGGACCUGGCGAGCAUGCUCAGGGACGGGGACGACGCGGACGUGACGUUCGUCGUAGGCGGGCGGUCGUUCCCGGCACACCGGUGCGUGCUCGCCGCGAGGUCCGCGGUGUUCAGGGCGGAGCUCUUCGGCCCCAUGAAGGAGAAGGCUGCAACACGCGUCAAGGUCGACAACAUGGAGCCUUCCAUCUUCGAGGCGCAGCUUUGCUUCGUGUACACGGACACUCUGCCGGACGGUGACGGUGGCGUUGCCACGGAUGACAACAAGGACAGGAAUGUGCCGAUGUAG